AUGCUACUGACUGUUCCUACCCUCCUUGCUUUCCUGCUCGGAUUUGUCCAGGCAGUCUCCUGGUCCAUAGUCCUACCAGAGAACAACACCUGGGUUGAGCAACAACUCAUCGUUGCCGUUCCGCCGUAUCCUAAUGAGGAUAUAUUUGGUCCAUGGAUAUUCUCGGCAUGCUUCUUCCCGUCCAACUCUUGCCGUCCUUCUUACUGCCCGAAUCCGUACACCGUAGGGGAGGUCAAUCCCGCUAACCCCAGCCCUGGGUUUCCCCAGAAAUGGGCUGUGAAUCUCAUGGCCAUACCUUGGAACUAUACCUCUGGGGGUGUGAUCCAAAGCCAAGGUCUUUGGGUCGCUGAGGGUGAUAAGAUUUCAUCCCGAUCAACAUGGGAGGCGGAUCAACACGAAUGGAUGCAGAGAGCAAAGGACCCGAAUGGGAAAAUGAGCCCACAUGAGGUGGAAUUGACUUCCCCAGCAAGUAACUGGAAGGGCGACGGUGCGGGGGACGAUAACACGCAUCAGGUGGUGUGCGAAUCUCAGUUAUAUGGGGACCAAACUUCCUAUUGGAACUUUCCCGUCACGUUCAUUGGCAUGAUAUUCCGCGCAGCUAACUCCAAUGGGGUCGCAACUGCGUGUAGGUCGGCGAGCUCAACUGGUGUAGACGGAGAUGUCACGGCUGAGGGGUUUAGAAUGCCGGACGCUCAGUCCUGCUACUGGGACACCCUUACAUUCACUCCUUGGAGAGAGUAG
Messenger RNA from Dacryopinax primogenitus, 741 nucleotides. RefSeq lists its product as uncharacterized. Lineage: Eukaryota; Fungi; Basidiomycota; Dacrymycetes; Dacrymycetales; Dacrymycetaceae. The transcript has 5 exons. The record is from RefSeq and is a predicted model, not a curated record. The coding region runs from base 1 to 741 and encodes 246 amino acids.